AUGUAUUUGGGGAUUUUGAAAGCAGUGUGCACUUUUAUUUUCUUUGAGAAAACUGUCUCUGUUUUAGUUUGGGGGAUUAGGCUUAGUCGAACCUCGAUUUGUUCAAAGAAAGUGAUUGUCAUGGACCCCGGAAGGGAUUCCAAAAAAAGAAUCUCUAAUGUCACUACCAUUAUGGACCUUUCGAGUGAUAUUGUGUCGGAAAUUCUUUCGAGAUUAUCAAUCAAGCCCCUUUUUUGUUGUAAGAUGGUUUGUAAAAUGUGGUAUAAUCUUUUAACUUCCGAACCAUCAUUUUUUAACAUGUAUCAGCAAAGAUCGUCAACUAAUUUCCCGAGCCUUUUGCUUUCGGUUAAUUACUCUGUCUACUUUCUUGUCGAACUCAAAGCUGAUGAUUCUCAACCCCUAAAGAGAAACAUUGUGUUGAGCCCUAAGUUUCAUAUCCCUUCAUCGAAGUUGAGAUUAAUUGGUUCGUGUAAUGGGAUUGUUUGUCUGUUGAAUAGUAAUAGUGGAACUAAUCAUUCGGUUUACAUUAGCAAUCCUCUUUUGGGUGAGUAUUACAAGGUUAAAAUGCAGGAAAGAAACCACGUUGCUUAUGCAUUUUGCUUUAGUGAAGCUUCUGGAGAGUAUAAAGUAUUGAGAUCCGUACUUAGAAAUUUUGAAGGAUAUCCAAGCGUAUCAGAGUUCGAGGUUUAUACUAUUGGAGUUGAUGAAAAAUGGAGAUAUGUGGGCAAAGCUCCAAAACCACUACAUGAAUCAUUUAGUAACAGUAACGUUAAUGGUGUUGUUCAUUGGAUGAAUAUGGAUAAAAAUGACAAGAUUUACUCGUUUAACAGUUGGACAGAAAAGAUGAAGACCCUGUUAGCUCCGCGUGGUCUGGAAACUUCAUCCUACGACUUGACUCUAGUAGAGUUGGAGAAUUGUCUAUGUUUAUGUGAUACUAACCACAGUCAGUAUGUUGAUAUAUGGUGGAUGAAACAGUAUGGAAUAGCUGAAUCUUGGACUAAAACUCGCAUUUUGAAGGAUACUAUUCAACCAAAUAUCCGUUGUGAUAGAUUUAUACCAAUCUCAACUUGGAAAGAUGGAGAAAUAUUGAUGCAAAGGGAUCGUGCCACACAAAUAGUUUCUUACAACCCAAAAGAAAAGAAGUUUACCAAGGUUAGAGUGUACCUUGGAUUUGAAGCGUCUAGGUACAUUCCAAGUUUUUACUCACUCAAGACUAUCAUUGGGAAAAAUUUACAAGUCUCAUAUACUCAUCCGAAGAUUGACUUAAUUUAG
Molecule: messenger RNA, 1272 nt
Organism: Solanum pennellii
Lineage: Eukaryota; Viridiplantae; Streptophyta; Magnoliopsida; Solanales; Solanaceae
Product: F-box protein At3g07870-like
Exons: 1
Coding region: 1-1272 (423 amino acids)
Molecular function (GO): protein binding
Source: RefSeq, a predicted model, not a curated record